Rasamsonia emersonii CBS 393.64 is the source of this 2265-nucleotide messenger RNA. RefSeq names its product Protein kinase. The record is from RefSeq and is a predicted model, not a curated record. Gene Ontology annotation, biological process: protein phosphorylation. Gene Ontology annotation, molecular function: protein kinase activity; ATP binding. Lineage: Eukaryota; Fungi; Ascomycota; Eurotiomycetes; Eurotiales; Trichocomaceae. Bases 1 to 2265 code for a protein of 754 amino acids. The transcript has a single exon.
AUGUCAAUGUUCCGGUCUGCCGCAGAUAUCUCGUCUUUAGAUCCCGAAUCAAGCUCAGAUGAGAAUGACUUUGUGGAGGAGACUACUUCCGACGAGCACAGCAACCAUGGGGCGGACGACGUCGAGAAGGGUGACUUGUUUGAUGCCCUUGACCAGUUCGUGGAAGACCAGGAAACUCCCCCUGGGAGUGCCCAGCCUGGGAGUGCACAAGACCUGGGCGCAGCGCUCGACCUUGACGCCGAGGGACACGCAACCGUCAUGACGUCGGCCUUGCUUGAAUUCUAUUGCUUGAGCCGCGCAGCAGACAUUCUGAAUGCGCAGCCAGGGUCGCACGGCCAGUUCACACGCGAUUCGCCAGAGGUGAAAUAUCUCGGCAGGAAGAUGUACGCGUACCAGUCUCAAUUUCUGUCGUCCCAUGGGAUCAUGGCUGGCGGGAUCGACGGCGAAGAGUGGGGAUCGACAAGGCAGUAUUAUCGCGACAGUCUCGACAUGCUGGGCAUGACCGCCCUCGAAGGGAUCAAUCUCAAUGCCUCCGCUGGACAACCAGCCUCUCGAGGUGCCAUAAAGGAUUCUGCGCAGAAUAAGGGAGGCUGGGAACUGCAAAAACGCAUCCCAGGCAGUGGAAAUUAUAGAGGGCGUCUGGAACACCAUGUCAACCUGACGAACCUGCUACAGCUCCCGCCAGCCACGCCGUCGGAGUCUUCAGCGCUUCUGCCACUGCUAAGCGCUCCGUCUGCUCCGGUUGUUGACCGCUCGUCUAGGUAUGCUGUGGAAUUCACCGAGAUAAAGGUGCUUGGACGGGGUUCGUUCGGACAAGUCUUCGAAGUUCGGAACCAUGUCGACGGGCAGAACUACGCGGUGAAGAAAAUCCCGUUGAGCAAAAGGAGGCUGCAGAUGUUGCAGCAGGGAGGCAUCCAGCAUCUGGAGCAUAUCAUGAAGGAGAUACGGACGCUGGCGCGCCUGGAACAUACCAACGUCGUACGCUACUACAGCGCCUGGUUGGAACAAGCGCAUACAUUUCCGGACGAACAGCCAUUGGACGAGAGUCAGUCUCGAACUGAGAUUCUACAUGACGAGACUGGAGAGGAGGAACAGAGCUUUGGGAUCGUAUUUGAAAAUUCAGAAGCUGCAUCGUUUGAGGACGGCUCCAAAUCCGCAUCCAGCCAGCAGAGGGAAACCUCUUCGAGCGGAAACCAACGCCGCAGCAGUCGCUUCACCACCGGGUCGAACCGGUCAAACCGAUCGAAUCGGUCUAAGAGGAGUUCGAAUCAUAGUCUUGGCGACGAGGAGGACGUCGAGUCCAUUCCGCGAAAUUUCAGCAUUCCCUCCAGUGCACUGACUCGGACAUCGACCUGGGACGAAACAGAGGGCGACAUCUUCACGGACGGGUUAAGCGAAGACCCGUCCAGAAUGCAGCUCAAGUUCCGCGGUGGCUCGCACGCUCCAGCCGUAGUUUUGCACAUCCAAAUGUCACUGCAUCCUCUCACUCUGAGCACCUAUUUGAAUCCGCAGACCAGCAGCCACCGGAACAAAGCCGACCGCGCACCCUCACCGCGCCAUUGCUUCCAUCUCCUGCCGUCCCUGAAGAUCCUUCUGGGAAUCCUGUCUGGCGUCGAAUAUCUUCACUCCAAGGGCAUCGUCCAUCGCGAUCUCAAGCCGGCCAACAUUUUCCUCUCUGUGCAAGACGACGCACGCGACUCGUGCGCGAAAUGCCAGCGUGAGAGCGGAGACGUUCGAAAUCCCUAUUUCCCGAGAAUCGGCGACUUUGGCCUGGUGGCGGAUAUCUCGCGAGAGCACUGUGCGGACUCCUCUGACGCAGCAACCGGUGCGGUCGUAGUGCAAGACAGCAGUCCGCGGAAGGUUCGACAUGUCGGGACGGAGUUCUACUGCCCGCCGAUGCCGCAGGGCGGGCUGAAUGAACACGACGAUAGUCACUACACGAUUGACGAGAAGUUGGAUGUCUUUGCGCUGGGCGUGAUCCUCUUCGAGCUCGUAUACCGGCUGAACACCAAAAUGGAGCGCCAGAUGGUGCUGUUCGAUCUCACGCGAGGCGGCGGGCGAUAUGCCGGCGCCAUUCUCCCGGCAGACUUUGCGGAGAAGGUGGACUGCGGAGGGGUGGUGCUGGGCGAUGAUGGCAUCUCGGUGGCAGAGUCACUGUCGACGUGCAUCAAGGGCAUGCUAGAACCAGACUCGAGGAAGAGAUGGGGGUGCAAGGAUGUGCGGCGGUGUGUGGAGAGUCUGGUGGCGCUGGCAGAAAUAAAGUGA